GGAAUUUAGAGUUCACACAACAAAGGACCAAGGAGCAAAGUGCAAUCAAAUUCUGUCUAGGCAAUUGAAUAAAGGAAUUAAUCAUAUUCUGAAAACUGAUCUUGCCUGUACCAUUGAAUACUCUUUGUCCUGUGCAUAUUUGAUUAGCCUCAAAUUUUAUUUUCUUUUAAUGUUGACAGGGAGAAAGUUGGAGAUGAUAAAGUGGGAUAUUUACAAUCCACAGUCACUGUUUAGCUGUAGUGAGGGUGUGUGCAUUGCACUUAUUCCAAGUUGAAACUUGUACCUUGGAACUAUUGGUUUGAACUGAUCCCAGAGUUGUUUGAGUGUUACCAAGGCAACAAAGUCUACAGUACACUAUCAGUAGCACAGGGUGAUUAAUAGGGACAAUAUCAGUGUGAUACUUGUGUGGUAUUCUCCAAUAAUCAUGCCACAGCAAUUGGAUUUAGAUAUCAUUUAAAGACUGGGAAACUGUGCGGUAUUUAUUAUGGAGCACGGCAACAGAACCUAUCUGUCAACAUUGUCAACCGUGAAAGAGAUGUUGAUUCAGGUCAAAUGGCUUUACCCGUGUAAAUAGAUUGCAUUUGCUUUGUAAAUUCUUCAUGAGUUUCCAGCGUAUGCUAGAUACAGAGCACACAACAGGUAUUGAAUACUGAGAGAUGUAGAGUGUGGAUGCUGAUGAUGUCAGGUGGGACCAAGAAGUUUUUGUACACUGGUCCCCAGUCAAAAAAUGAAGAUGAGAAUGAAUGGGAUUUUACCCCAGUAAAGAAGAGUAAAGAAAGCACAAAAAACAGUUUUUCAGUUGAAGCUAACUUGGAAGAUGUCUGGAGUAUAAAGAAAAAUGUAGCUUUGGGAAGUCCUGUGCCCCAAAAAACUGAUACUGGUCUAACUCUCAAUGUGGGCAAGGGGUUCUACUCCAGGCAUGCUGCACUGAAAGAUGAGGACUUGAACCAUCAAAACAUUACCGGUAACACUUCACCAGGUGGACGUUCAUGGAGUCAGCCCAAUCAGUCCAGAUAUUCAUAUGCCCACACCAGUGCAGCAGCAGUGCAGGGACAAGUGCAGCCUGGAAGUCCCUCAUCUCCUAAAAUACAGCAGGACAACAUGGGAAGACUAAAAAGACAGAAUAACCAAGGUGUUCAGAGCACCAGCGGCAACGUCCAAAGCACAAUGCAAAAUAAGUCCAGAUACUUUUGAUGCAAAUAUAUUUAUACUAUCACAGAGAUCUUUGAGAAUAUGCCGUCCAACAUCUAUAUUAAAGAAUUUAUUUGAUAGAGGCAUGUUUAUGCCUGAACUAUUUUCAUUGGUAUUUUACUGUAGGUUUGGCAUCAAAAGUUUUCUUUGGAGCUAAUUUACAUUUUUGAAGAAUCUUUGAUGCAUUUUAGAAUAUAGAAUAUUGAACCACAAUAGUCUUACAAAGACCCUUUUCACAUUGAGCAGUAUACCUAAUCCAUACAGUCUGUAUCAUAUUCUCCAUGCUUACUGCUGUGCAGUUAAGAAAAAUAAUGGGCUGCGUUGAGUGUGGAGGCUCUAUUUAGGUAAAUCCUUUACAUAAUAGCCAGGCUAUUAUUUGUCAAUCUUUCACAGUGAACUAAUCCAGAUUGUAACACAUAAGUAUAUUUUGUGAUAUAAAAAGGGGCCUAAAUCUUUCAAAUUAUAUAGUAUUUGGCAUUUUAAAAGAGUUGACAUCAAAUGUUCAGGGGUAUUUCUCAUAUAUUUUGUAUGUUGGGGAGAACAUGCGGGUCCAUGUUGUAGUUUCUAUAUCAAAUUUUGUGAUGAUACUUAAAUGACAUAUUUGAUAAUUCUUAUGUUUGAGCAGUUUGUAAGGGUGUGUGUACCUCAAUAUCUUUCUGUUAGAAAGAGAUGGAAUAAGGAAUGGUGCCAAGAACUGUUGGGAUGUUUAGAAAACAGAUAUUGCAUUUUUCUUGCAACUUGCUUGCUGUAAGGCCAAAGUGCAGGUCAAGUUGGAGAAUAGACCCGAUUAAUUUCGAGCAUUAUUUCAAAUACUGUGUUGUUCUAUAUGAUCCUUAACAGCUAUUUACAUGUACGUUACAUUGUUUUGUGUUAAAAACUUUUUUUAUUGUGUUAGUGUAUAGACUGAAUUAUAGACUGAAUUAUUUCUUAAUGUUGAUACAUAAUAUAGUUUAUUUCUGGAGACAACUAUAUUUUUAAGAAAAAUAUUUAGCAUUAACAAAUUUAAGUGCGUUCAAAGGGUAUUUACUAAUAUGUUUAUUAACAUUGUUUCUUAAUUUUGAUACAUUGUAAAAAAUAUUUGUGAUAGUGGAUAGAUGUAUGUUCUAAAUUUAUAUUACAGAAAUCAUUUUUUAAAUUAUUGUUAGGAUGUGCCAAAAUUUCAGAUACAAACCAACGUAGAAGUAGAAUCCUUAUCAGUCUCUUUGCAGUGUACUUUUGUUGGUAACAAUAUUUUAUAUUUAUAUCCUUUUUGUGACUGUUUGAAUAAUAGCAUUUUCUGCUGGAAUGCUUUUAAAAUGAACAUGAUGGAAAAUUGGUAGUUUUGAAAAAUCAACAUAUUAUAUUGAAAGACAAUUGUUAGAAAUCACUGUUAUUUUCAAUAGAUAGUGUAACCAUAUAACUAUGGAGUCUUUUUAAAGAUGUCAAUCUGCCAUUCUUUGCUUGUAUAUUUUAACAGUAACUGUUAUAAUAAAGUUUCCAUGUGCU
Molecule: messenger RNA, 2676 nt
Organism: Lingula anatina
Lineage: Eukaryota; Metazoa; Brachiopoda; Lingulata; Lingulida; Lingulidae
Source: RefSeq, a predicted model, not a curated record